Dentiscutata erythropus is the source of this 426-nucleotide messenger RNA. The record is from the annotation of a GenBank genome assembly. Lineage: Eukaryota; Fungi; Glomeromycota; Glomeromycetes; Diversisporales; Gigasporaceae.
AUGUCAUUAAUUAUAGAAAAUUCCCCAUUUCCGAAAACAUUAGAUAAUAAUACAACUUUUUCAUCUAAGAAGUCUAAGCAAUAUUAUGCAAUGAUACGAGUUGUCCCUGAUCCUGAUAUUUACGUAAGGGAAGAAAAAGAACAAAGGAGCAAAUCUAUUUUAAGUUUAUUAGGUAUUAUUGGCGGUAUUUGGAGUUUCAUAUCAGCUUUUUAUGAAUAUUUAUUUGGUCUUGGUUUAAUUUCUCCAUGGGGUAUAGUACAAAAAUCGAGACUAUUCAAGAAAAAACUCUUACCAGUUGCGGCAGAUUUACAAUCUGAUGAACCUGAUAUUGAAGAUAAAUCUAUCACCAAAGAAUAUGAGAUUUCCUCAAUAAAAAAACGACUUGAUAAUUUAGAAAAUGUUAUCGAUAUCUCAUUAUUAAGUUGA